Messenger RNA from Cyphomyrmex costatus, 1584 nucleotides. It is a transcript of the gene Fpgs1, whose product is annotated as Folylpolyglutamate synthase 1. The record is from RefSeq and is a predicted model, not a curated record. Gene Ontology annotation, molecular function: ATP binding; tetrahydrofolylpolyglutamate synthase activity. Gene Ontology annotation, biological process: tetrahydrofolylpolyglutamate biosynthetic process. The transcript has 3 exons. Gene Ontology annotation, cellular component: mitochondrion; cytosol; cytoplasm. The coding region runs from base 1 to 1503 and encodes 500 amino acids. Lineage: Eukaryota; Metazoa; Arthropoda; Insecta; Hymenoptera; Formicidae.
AUGUUUACUUCGCUGAGGAGAAUGACGCACAAUGCAUUCCAGGGCCGUUUCGCUCAUUUUAAUGGGUCCUACGAGGAAGCCAUAAAAACGUUAAGCCUUACUUUACAAAGUAACACUGCUUAUUUGCAAUCUGUUAAGAAUGCAAAUAAUUCUACUAAAUUGAAAGAAGUAGAAAAAUAUUUACUCAGAUCUGGUAUUACUUUAGAGCAACUGGAUAGUUUGUCUGUCAUUCAUGUGGCUGGUACUAAGGGUAAAGGUUCGACAUGUGCGUUUACGGAGGCGAUUCUGCGACAGCAUGGCUUCAGCACAGGUUUCUUUAGCUCGCCGCACUUGGUCUCUGUACGGGAACGUAUUCGAUUAAAUGGUGAACCUAUCAGUCAAACACAUUUCACUCAUUUCUUUUGGAAUGUGUAUCGACGUCUAGAGCAACAACGAGAACAUGAAUCUGACAUGCCAACAUACUUCAAGUUCCUGACGAUUCUCAUGUUUCAUGUGUUUUUGGAGGCAAGUGUUGAUGUAGCGAUCAUUGAAGUUGGAAUUGGUGGCGAACUAGAUUGCACCAACAUCCUACGGAAUCCAGUUUGCGUUGGUAUAACCAGCCUCGCUCUAGAACAUACCUCAUUGCUAGGCAACACCCUAGAAGAGAUCGCUUAUCAAAAGUCGGGAAUCUUCAAACCACAUACAAGAGUUUUCACGGUGCCGCAACCAGAAUCGGUGAUGCACGUUCUACGGAAACGAGCCGUAGAAAGAAGAUGUCAUGAUUUGCGAAUAGCUUCUACGACCAAAGAUUGUAAAUGGAACGAUAUUUUCUCGUUGUCAGGCAUUGAUAUUUAUAGCGUGCAGCAACAGAAUGCUUUGCUGUCGAUCAGCAUAGCGCACGAGUGGAUGAAAUCGCAUUACGAUCAGUCUAUUAUAUACAUCAACGAUUUUCAUGAUCUCCAAAGUGAAAAGAAUGAUUCAUCACAAAUUAUUUCUCCAAAUAAAGUCGCGACUGCAUUGGUGAACUGCAAAUGGCCAGCUCGCAUGCAGAUCCUGAGGACUAGUGUGGCAAAUUUCUUUCUGGAUGGUGCUCACACGAUCGAGAGUAUCGUUAACUGUGUAUCAUGGUUUAAGAGAGUCAGUCGGGAAGCCUCCAGUAAGUUCCUAAUAUUUAAUAUCAGCGGUGAUCGAAAUUCUCUAGAAUUAUUAAAACUGCUGAAACCUUUGAAUUUUGAUAGAGUUUAUUUCGCUCCAAAUUACGCUGGAGUGAUUAGCGUGGAGGAUUUAUCAAAUCAUAUGCUACUCGAUGAGCAGAGAAAGAAAUGUAAAAAACAUUGCGAGUUGUGGGGCAAUAACUCUAUGUCGAAGAAUACAGUUGCUGAAGUGCUUUAUGACAUUAAGGACUAUGUAUUGUCGCAGGAUAAUCACGAUAAAAUAGAGGUACUUGUAACGGGAUCCUUACAUUUAAAUGGCGCGGUAUUAGCUAUUUUAGAUCCAGAUUUGACAAUGACUAGUGAUUUUUAAUGUAAUGUAAAGUAAUAUUAAAAUUUGACCCAUUAAGAUGCCUACAAUCAUGACGAAGCAAUUCUUAUGAGAAAUACAAGA